This is a messenger RNA of Bacillus rossius redtenbacheri, 978 nucleotides long. Its product is annotated as tyrosine-protein phosphatase non-receptor type 9-like. The record is from RefSeq and is a predicted model, not a curated record. NCBI's taxonomy places the organism in Eukaryota, Metazoa, Arthropoda, Insecta, Phasmatodea, Bacillidae. The transcript has a single exon. Gene Ontology annotation, biological process: protein dephosphorylation. Gene Ontology annotation, molecular function: protein tyrosine phosphatase activity.
AUGGCCAACAACCACUGCUUCGAGAAUCUUACCCCCAGUGACUUUGUGAAGAAGAUCAGGCAGCCGAACUUCGUGGAUCUCGUCAGCCAGGAGUUUCAGAAACUGAAAGCUAUCCCGCUAGAAGGUACCGUAGAGAACUUUUCAAAAGGAGAAAAUUCAACCAAGAACCGUUACUUCGACAUUCCAUGCUGGGACCACUCGCGCGUAAUUUUGAGCUCACGAAAGCCUCUAGUAUACAAUAAUUCAAAAAGGAACUCAUUCAGUAUCGUCGUAACAGAAAGAGACAGUGAUUCAACGUACAUCCAUGCUAAUUUUGUAGAUGGAUUUGAAAAUAAGCGUAAAUACAUUUGCUGUCAGGGUCCGAUGGAACACACGGCUGGUGAUAUGUGGAAGCUGAUUUGGGAAAACGAUGUCCGUAUUAUCGUGUCGCUGACAGAAAUGGAUAGUGAAGACGAAAUUUGCUUCGAUUAUUGGGUCCCCGAAGAAGGCUUUCAAAUAGUUUUUGGCCGGUAUCAAGUGGAGACCCUUGAAAUGUAGGAUAAGGAUAAUUUCUGUACAACGCUAUUCCGUAUGAUAGACAUUACAUGUGGAGCUUCGCGGCUGAUAACCCACAACUGGUACACCAACUGGCCAGACUACGGUUCUCCUGCUGACUUGAAAGAAUUUGUUACGCUUUUAUCAACAGUAAAUCAGAAACAACAGCAAUCAAUAGAAAGUGCCAUGUGUAAGAAUCUGCCCAAGCCAGGACCAAUAUUAGUUCACUGCUCAGCGGGGGUGGGUCGUACCGGAACGUUUUGUGCCGUCGAUUAUGCACUAAGUCAAUUCAUCAAGAAAAAAACUGUUUCUAUCCAGGAUACUGUGAUGGCAAUUCGGAAGAUGAGACAUUCAAGUGUUAUGACGCUGAAGCAGUACAUGUUUAUCUACAAGGUUAUUGAGCACAAGUUACUGGGAAAAGAAAACACAGAAAACUUACAAUAA